GAAAAUUUUAAAAGAACAAAUAGUCAUCAUAUAUCUCUCAAUUUAACAUUUUAAAGUCUUGCUAAUUACUUGUCUUUCACUGACGACACUAAAAUGUUUGUUGAAGAACCCGUUCGCCCCAAUACAGCAACAGGCUCCAGAGCUCUACAACAGCACCUCUUCUCUCUACUGCAAAGCUGCAACAACAUUAAAAGCCUCACCCAAAUUCAUACACAAAUUGUCAUUUGUAGCUUUUCCCAUAAAAACUUCAUCCUUGUAAAGCUCUUAUCUUUGUACAUAACAUCUAGUCAUCUCCUGACUGCCCACAAAGUUUUUGAAAACAUCGAAAACCCAAGUACAACGGUAUGGAACCAAAUUAUUAGAGGCCAUGCUAGGAGUGAAACGCCUCAAAAAUCAGUUGAAUUGUACAAGCAAAUGGUAGCAAAAAAUGAGGCUGAGCCUGAUGAGUUCACCUAUUCGUUUCUUUUAAGCGCUUGUGCGAAGAAAAGUUUGUUUAGAGAGGGGGAACAGGUUCAUGGGAGAGUGUUGGCAAAUGGGUAUUGCUCAAACGUGUUUGUUAAGACGAAUUUGGUGAACUUGUAUGCAAUGAAGGGAGGGGAUAGCGGCGUUGCAGAGGCACGUAAGAUGUUCGAUGAAAUGUCCGAAAGAAAUGUUGUGACCUGGAAUUCGUUGCUUAAGGCGCAUCUGAAGUGCGGAGAUAUUGAUGGUGCGCGGAGAGUUUUUGAUGAGAUGCCUCAGAGGAAUGUUGUUUCAUGGACGACUAUGAUUUCGUGGUGUGCUCAUAAUGGUUUGUGUAAGCAAGCUUUGUCUUUGUUUAAUGAGAUGGGGAGAGCCCGUGUGGGACUAGACCAGGUGGCUUUGGUUGCAGCUUUAUCGGCUUGUGCUGAACUCGGGAACUUGAAGUUGGGAAGGUGGAUACAUGUUUAUAUUGAGGAGAAUUUUUUUGUUGGAAGAGAGACACUUUUAGUUUCUUUGAACAAUGCACUUAUACAUAUGUAUGCUAGUUGUGGUGAGAUUCACGAAGCUUAUGAAGUGUUUAGAAAGAUGCGGCGGAGAAGUAUUAUUUCCUGGACAAGUAUAAUAAUGGGAUUUGCAAAGCACGGUUAUGCUAACGAAGCUCUUUUUUUAUUUGAAUGGCUGCAAAAUUUGGGAGCAAAUGAAGUGAGACCUGACGGGACAACCUUGCUUGGGGUUCUGUGGGCUUGUAGCCAUGCUGGUUCUGUUGAUAAGGGGCGCCAAAUUUUUGAGUGUAUGACUCGAAGAUGGGGGAUUGAGCCAAGGAUUGAGCAUUAUGGGUGCAUGAUUGACCUCUUGAGCCGUGCAGGGUUGCUGGGUGAAGCAUGUAGUCUUAUUUAUAGUAUGCCCAUGAAACCAAAUGAUGCUGUGUGGGGUGCUCUCCUUGGUGGUUGCAGAAUUCAUUGCAAUGCGGAGCUUGCCUCUGAUGUGGCACAGAAAUGGGCUAUUGAACUUGAUCCUGACCACGCCGCAGGUUAUCUGGUACUCUUGGCUAAUGUUUAUGCUACUACUAAAAGGUGGCAUGAUGUAGCUGCUGUUAGACAGAAGAUGAUUGAGAUGGGUGUGAGAAAGCCUCCGGGUCGAAGUCGUGUGCAAAUAAAUGGAGUUGUUCAUGAUUUUGUUGCAGGUGACUCGACCCAUAAGCAUGCUUCCUUAAUAUAUAAGAUGCUAGACGAGAUCACCAGGCAAUCUAUGUGGGAAGGCUACAAGCUAGACGUAUCCGAGUUAUUUUCAGUUGUUGAAGAAUAG
This is a messenger RNA of Pistacia vera, 1764 nucleotides long. Its product is annotated as pentatricopeptide repeat-containing protein At5g66520-like. The record is from RefSeq and is a predicted model, not a curated record. NCBI's taxonomy places the organism in Eukaryota, Viridiplantae, Streptophyta, Magnoliopsida, Sapindales, Anacardiaceae. The transcript has a single exon. Gene Ontology annotation, biological process: RNA modification. Gene Ontology annotation, molecular function: RNA binding; protein binding. Bases 94 to 1764 code for a protein of 556 amino acids.